GUGCUGGGAUCCACGUUUUCUGAAAAUGGAUGGUCAAUGACAGUUGCGGAUAAUGUGAGGGCUGAGAAAGGAGCCUCCGCUGUUUUACCCUGCAGCUUCACCCACCCAGACACUAAUCUCACACUCACCGGCUCUGUGGUAUGGAUUAAAUAUUUCACAGGUGUUAUCUUCAAGUGCACAUAUCCGGGUCCAGACCAUUCCCAGGGUGAGUUGUGUGAGAAUGUGAUACAGCGGGAUGGUGGGAAUCGAUUCAGAUUCGUAGGGAACCUCAGCAACAAAGAUGUCUCAAUAAUGAUGGAGGGACUGAGCCAGGAGGAUGCUGGUCUCUAUCGGUGGCGUGUGGAUCUCAAUAUCGGCAGUAUUGGAACUGCGAGAGGAACAUGUCUAGAAGUGAAAGCUGCUCAGGGAACUGUCUCAGUCGUGAGCGGGACAGAGGGAAAUUCAGUUACUUUACCCUGUAUCUUCAUGACCAGAGACUUCGGCACCCUGUCCACUAUUACCUGGAUGAGGAAGAAGCCCUACCAACACAUCGUUACAUUUACAGCCCAAUCAAAGGGAAAUUGGACAACUGUAAAUGGUGGAAAUCGGUACGAGCUCAUCGGGAAUCCAGAUAAGGGAAACGCAUUGACCAGGAUAAACCAGCUGAGUGUGAGGGACAAUCAUACUUACCUCUGUCAAGUGGAAUACAGAUCAAGUCUCAAUUUUCAGUACCUGAUCCAGAAAGAGAUACGGCUACAGGUCAUACCUAAGACUUUCCCCAUUGCUAUAUUAUGCAUUUCACUUGUGUUGAAACUCCCUCCCCUUCUGGUGAUGUGGAUCAUUUUAUACAGGGACAAAACCAGGAAGGAGCAAGACUGACUCAUCACAGAUGGCUGAGAAACUUCGUGUACCAACUGCAAUUUAAACCUAUUCCACUCGCCGUGCACUGAAUCCCAUUCGCAACUUAAGCUGGGAGAUAGCAAGGACUGCAGAUGCUGGAAGUCAGAGUCAAUAAUAUGUGGAUUUGGAGAAGCACAGCAGGUCAGACAGCAUCCGAG
Molecule: messenger RNA, 1037 nt
Organism: Rhincodon typus (whale shark)
Lineage: Eukaryota; Metazoa; Chordata; Chondrichthyes; Orectolobiformes; Rhincodontidae
Exons: 5
Coding region: 37-858 (273 amino acids)
Biological process (GO): regulation of bone resorption; regulation of actin cytoskeleton organization; regulation of osteoclast development
Cellular component (GO): plasma membrane
Source: RefSeq, a predicted model, not a curated record